Molecule: messenger RNA, 2946 nt
Organism: Scleropages formosus (Asian bonytongue)
Lineage: Eukaryota; Metazoa; Chordata; Actinopteri; Osteoglossiformes; Osteoglossidae
Product: arachidonate 15-lipoxygenase B
Exons: 16
Coding region: 362-2374 (670 amino acids)
Biological process (GO): lipid oxidation
Molecular function (GO): oxidoreductase activity, acting on single donors with incorporation of molecular oxygen, incorporation of two atoms of oxygen; protein binding; iron ion binding
Source: RefSeq, a predicted model, not a curated record
CAGUGACUUGCAGUCGGAAAUCCGGAUCAUCAGAGAUAAGAACUCAGUUCCCUUCGUACACGAGGGAACUGAACGUCACGUACUGCGAGAUCUGCUACUUCGUUGCAGGAUCUGCGCUUAUGGUGAUCUAGCUGUUAGUUGUACGCGGUCCAAGCAGGAAAAAGCAGACCCACUCCCACGCAUGCAUGCUAUGAGAUUAUAAAACCUACCAAUUGGCAGAACGGCUUGGAAUCUCUUUGGGGACACAGAAGGGCCGUUUUCCACCAGCUAUCUGGAUUAAGUUUCAGCACUAGGAGACUGUGUUUUACUCAACGAAUUGAUCUGGACUGAAAUACUUUUUGAACUGUGACACACAGAGCACAUGGAGGACGAGUACCAGGUGACCGUGAGGACAUCACUAGCACCUAGUGCAGGCACCUACAAUACAGUCUUGGUCACUCUGAUUGGGACCCAAAAUGAGAGCCCAACCAUCUCUGUGGGUGACAUUACACAGGUGCUCACCCCUGGCUCAGAGCGUACCUUUAGGUUGCGAGCCGAAGUAUCCCUUGGUCACGUGGUGCUGGUACGUCUACGUUUGGAAGUGCGGCCUGGUUUCCCUGACCUGGACUGGCACUGCCAAUGGGUGGAUGUGGCACACCUGGGGCACCCUGGCACUAAACAGUCAGCAGAGCGCUUCCGCUGUGACAAAUGGCUGCGGACAGCAGAUGGAGAUGUUGAGCUGCGAAAUGGAGAAAUUUGUAUCAUAAACACAGAGAGUUUGGACAUAUUGAAAAAUCACAGAGCUCAGCAGUUACAGAACAGGCAGCAGCUUUACAGGUGGUGCACAUUUGCUAAAGGUAUCCCUAGUUGUGUCGAUAUGAUCAGCCUGAAGCACCUUGGCCCCAACCUGAGCUACACGCGCCAGAGCCCAGGUGUCAACUUGCACUAUCUGAGGGGUUUUGCAGAUCGUGCUGUGUCCUGGUCAAGCCUGGAGGAGCUGGAGGUGCUUUUUGCCCACAACAUCCAAGAAAAUGCUGUUGCCAAAUUUGUCCAGACUCACUGGAAGGAGGACUCCUUUUUUGGUUACCAGUGUCUCAAUGGCUGCAAUCCUCUUAUGCUGCGUCGGGUUCAACGUGUCCCUCCCAACAUGGCUGUCACUGCUGACAUGCUCCAGCCCUUUCUCUCUGAAGGAUCCUCACUCGAGCAAGAAAUGGAGAAGGGAACUAUUUUCCUGCUUGAUUACGAGGUGCUCGAAGGUGUCCUAUCUAACAUCAUUAAUGGAAAGCAACAGUACCUGACUGCCCCUCUCUGUCUACUGCAUUGUGACCAUCAAGGGCUGCUAAAGCCAAUUGCCAUUCAGCUUCAACAGACUCCAGGUCCUCAAAAUCCAGUGUUUUUACCCUCUGACCCUGAGCCUGAUUGGCUGCUGGCAAAGAUUUGGGUUCGAUGCGCUGAUUUUCAGUGCCAUCAGCUAAUUUCUCACUUUCUACGCACCCACCUGCUGGGGGAAGUUUGCUGUAUUGCUACUCUCAGGCAGUUGCCAGAAAUACAUCCUCUGUACCAGGUGUUGAUGCCACAUGUCCAGACAACACUGCAAAUUAACAUUCAAGCCAGAACAUCACUUCUGGCUCCAGGCGGUGUCUUUGACAAGUCUGUUGGGUGUGGCCUGGAAGGGAUAACAGUGCUACUGCAGCGGGCCACAGAGAGACUGCAUUACCGCUCUCUGUGUGUGCCAGAUGACCUAGAAGACAGAGGUGUUGCUGCACUGCCAAACAACCACUAUGCACAGGAUGCAUUGAAACUGUGGGCUGCCCUGCACAGGUUUGUGUCACACUGGAUAGAUUUGUAUUAUACCAGUGACUCUAAGGUUCAUCAGGACAAGGAGCUCCAGAACUGGAUCCAGGAUAUCUUCUCAGAGGGCUUCCUGGGGCUCACUCAUACAGGCCUUCCGCAGAACUUCAAGACUAAAACAGAACUCAGCAAAUUUAUUACUGUGGUGAUAUUUGCCUGCACAGCAUUGCAUGCUGCCGUCAACUUCUCGCAGUUGGAUUUCAACUUGUGGAUGCCCAACUGCCCGGCAACAAUGUGUUGUCCACCACCCCAGGCCAAAGGGUUGGUGACUAUGCAGGACCUCCUCUCCAUCUUACCAGAUGUCAAUGCCACCUGCAGUGUCAUUACCACACUUUCUCUUUUGUCCCAACCUGGCAAGAACUUUAUCCCUUUAUGUCAGUACCGUGAAGAAUGGUUUAGGAGCGGUGCCCCCCGGGAACUUGUGGAGGCUCUUCAAAAGGAGUUGAAAUCCAUUUCCAUGUACAUUGCAGAGAGGAACAGGUUCCUGGAGCUGCCAUAUCCCUACCUUGACCCUGAAAACAUUGAAAACAGUGUGGCCAUCUGAAACAGAUUAAUUUUCCUGACAUGUCAUAACAAAAAUGUAACCACUUCAUUACAAUAUCAAUCACCCUGUUUCUUGCUUUAGUAAGCAAACACCAACUGUAAACUACUAGAUCUCUGUGUGGUCUUACAUAUUUUUCAAUAGCCAAUUUAACAUUUCUAACAUACAUGUGGCUGACACAAAAUGUCAAGCCACUUCUGUACUGAUCGCAUUUAUUGCUAGUAUCCUUUGUUUCAUUCUAACAUUUUCACUCAAUUCAUACUCAUUUGCUAGUGUAUUACUAUUCUUACUUCAUAGGUAUCAUUGUCAAGACUGUUUAUGUGAAUUUCCAUGUUUAGAGAAAAACCUGUAUAUGCUAAAGGUUAUCUCCUAUUAUAUGGACCUACUUUGUUCCUGAAAAUAGACUGUAUAGCAAGCUUCUGUAAACCAGGAGGUUCUUUCCCAUUAUUUUAAAUGUGGAAAAAAAUGCAUUCCUGGAUUUUAGACAUGUCCAAAAAUUUCCACCUACACCCUCCACACACUUAAAGAGAAUUAAAAAGGAAAUUAACAAAGACUAAAUUAGCGCAGAUUUUUUU